Messenger RNA from Chaetomium strumarium, 2157 nucleotides. RefSeq lists its product as uncharacterized. Gene Ontology annotation, biological process: ubiquitin-dependent endocytosis. The record is from RefSeq and is a predicted model, not a curated record. Bases 210 to 2120 code for a protein of 636 amino acids. Gene Ontology annotation, cellular component: plasma membrane; cytosol; cytoplasm. The transcript is spliced from 3 exons. Lineage: Eukaryota; Fungi; Ascomycota; Sordariomycetes; Sordariales; Chaetomiaceae. Gene Ontology annotation, molecular function: protein-macromolecule adaptor activity; ubiquitin protein ligase binding.
GCCUGCCGUGCCACGCCACCUUGACGGGUACCUGUAUCUUGGGACGACAAGUUUUAUGACCCUUUGCCCCCAACAUGGAACCCAUCCGAGUGAUCCCACACUCCCUCUGUUUCCCUACCAGGUACUUAUGAAUCAGUAUUUCUAAACUAGGUCCCUCGCGGGCCCUUCUUUUCUUCCUAGAGUACUCAAAAGUGCCUGCUUCUGAAAACAUGAGGUCCCUCAGUCUCUUCACUCCAGCGUCCGGAAAAUGCACUCUAUUCGAGAUCCGUCUCGACAACAACAUCAUCGUUUUCCGCGGGAACGACCACGAAGCCGCAGGCCAGCUCCUCAAGGGCACCGUCGUCCUCUGUCUCUGUGCGCCGCUCAAGCUCGAAAACAUCCACUUAAAGUUGACAGGAACUGCUCAUUAUACUUGGACCGACGCUAAGGUUACGGCCUCGGGCAUUUCCACUCACAAGGUCGACAAGACCCUGCCGUUCUUCGAGCACCGAUGGCCUCCAUUCGUAGGUGUUGGCGCCCCAGAUCCCGAGACGGAUGGCGUCCGUCAACAAACCAAGGGCGUUACGCUGCCGCCAGGAAACUACGAAUGGCCCUUCGAGCUGAUGCUGGGAGGUGACACUACUGAGAGCGUUGAGGGCAUACGGGAAGCGAGCAUUAGGUACAGGCUCAAGGCGACGAUAGCACGAGGGAAGCUGCAACACGACAUACAUGUCUACAGGCCACUGCGUAUCAUUCGGACUCUCGAUGCAUCGGCGCUCGAGUUUCUCCAUGCCAUGAGCAUUGAGAACAUAUGGCCCAACAAGAUCGAGUACUCGAUUGUCGUACCGCAAAAGGCGAUCGUGUUUGGCAGCGCCAUUCCGCUGGAGAUGAGAUUUACCCCGCUGAUGAAAGGCCUGGAAAUCGGCGACAUUACGAUAAGAUUGCUCGAAGUCCACGAGAUUAUCCUACAACCAACCCCAGGCCACAGCGUUAGGGAUUACCACAAGGAGAGGGAGAUCGAUCACUGGACGGUUUCCGUAACCAGGGACGAGCACUGGAGAGACAUCAUCAACGACGAUAACGGCCCGGAAGGCUGGGUGGUGGACACGUCGCUGGAUUUGCCCAAGAAGUUGGCCAGGUGCCUCCAGGACGUGAACGCUAAGGGGAUUAAGAUUCGGCACAAGCUGAAGCUGGUGGUGGCGCUCAAUAACCCUGAUGGCCACGUUUCGGAACUGCGCGCGACGCUGCCGGUGAUGAUAUUCAUCUCGCCCAACAUGCCGCUGGACGACGCGGGAAAUCUCGUGCGUCAGCUACCCAAUGGGACGCCGGUGGGUACAGAAACUACCGCCAUGGCGCCACCGAGUUACGAUGACCACCGGCUGGACCAACUCUAUGAGGAUAUGGAACCCUUUAGCCUCCACUCGCCGAUCGGCGGCCGGUCAGGCGUGAGCAGCCCAUUGCAUAUCCACUCCAGGGCGGGCUCAACAGACAAUCUCCCGGCCCUUGUGGAAGGCGCCUUCAUCCAGCCAGACUUGCUGGCGUCUAGGUUACACAGCAUGUCGUUGGAGCGGCAGCAUCGAAACAACUCCUGGAACUCGAAUCUCUCGGCAGCAGGGACAGUGUCGAGGACGGAGACGGGGCCGCAUCCUGGUGACGAAAGCCACCUAUCGCCUUCAGCCCCUCUCACCCGCCACAACAGCAACGACGACCCCUCCGGCCCUAACACCCCACCGGAACACAUCGAUUUCGCCGUAGAGAUAACGGCGCUUUCCAGAGUGCCCAGCUACCAUACAGCCGUCAAGACGCCGGUCAAGCCACUCGCUCCGGACAUGUUCGCUCUGCCGGAUUACCAGACAGCCCUGAGCGCACCGAGCUCGCCACCGCAUUCCCCGCAGCUCACCGCUUCCACACCAUCGGUCACCGAGAGCCCCGCGUACGAGCUAGCGCCAGAUUCGGCUCUAACUUCGGCCGCAGCCACCGUCGCACCUCCAACUCCAGGCCCCUCGUCGACAGAGACUGGCACGAGACCGGCGCACAGGAGACACCAUUCGUCCGGUCUAUCGAUUCCUAGGCUUCUCCACAUGCGUGCAGACGGGGAUGAGGCCCGCCGACUGCAGCUACUGCAGUCCCGCGGCAAUUAGGCUAAGACAGUAUCCAGCCUGUGCGAGGGCUGCUGGU